AUGUCCUAUGCAGAACUGUUUCCUGCACUGCUAGCUAAAAAUCAUGUCCAGACAAGGUCUCUACCACCUGUGCCAAAGGACCUUCCCUAUUGGUACAAGGCAGAACAAUUUUGUGCUUACCAUCAAGGGGCACCAAGACAUAGCAUUGAAAACUGUUUUGGGCUAAAGUCAGAUGUUCAGAGGCUCAUCAAGAGUGGUAUCCUUUCAUUUAAGGACGUAAACCCCAAUGUUCAAGUUAAUCCUCUACCGCAACAUGGUUCAGCCUCAGUUAACAUGGUAUAUGGUUGCCCGGGCAGUUUCCAGAUCCAUGAUGUACGAUUAUUGGGAGAGAGCUUAGUAAAGAAACACGCCAGAUAUAGAAAGAAUGGUUUUGUGCCUCCACAUAACUAUGCCUCUUGUAGGGUUUGUUUUAGGAACUCUCAAGGAUGCCUAACUGUUGUAACGGAUCUCCAGGAUCAAAUGGACCAAGGUUACAUUGAAGCCUACCGAGACAUAGAUUAUAAUCAAGUCAAUAUGGUCAAUAGUGACAACGAAGUGAAUGUCAUAGUUCCUCAGUUCAACAACUCUGAGCCUAUACAAAUUACUUAUGACAGUCGGAAGACUUCUGUGACUCCUGUGGUCAUUAACUUACCGGGCCCAGUUCCUUACCAAUCUGAUAAAGCCGUGCCUUACAAGUACAAUGCUAUAAUUGUUAAUAAUGAAAAUGAUGUUCCUCUACCCUCCAUUGUUAACGUCGUUGAUGUAAGCAGAGUCACAAGGAGUUGGCGUAUAUUUGCAAAAUGGACUGAGGAUGUCGCAGCAGGAAAGCAGGCUCAGGUUGAGAUUCCUUUUGAACCGGUUGGCCAAUCUGAUAACAUGAAUCCGAAAAGUGAUGAUGAUGAGGCGUUGAAGCUCAUAAGGAAAAGUGAAUACAAUAUGGUGGAACAAUUACUGCAUACACCUUCCAAGAUAUAUGUGUUAUCUUUGUUGAUGAACUCUGAGGCUCACCGUGAAGCUUUGAAGAAAGUCUUAGAACAAGCUUAUGUAGACCAUGAUGUGACAGUUGGACAAUUUGAUAGUAUCGUCGCUAACAUAACGAACUGCAAUAACUUGAGUUUUAGUAAUGAAGAGCUCCCCGAAGAAGGAAGAAAUCAUAACAUGGCACUAAAUAUCUCAAUCAACUAUAUGAAUGACUCUUUGUCAAGUGUGUUAGUUGAUACAAGAUUGUCUCUCAAUGUCAUGCCGAAGUCGACACUUUCCAGACUUUCUUUUCAAGGUGCUCCUAUGAGGAGUAGCUGGAUUAUUGUCAAAGCUUUUGAUGGUUCCAGAAAACAGUCAUUGGAGAAGUUAACCUUCCUAUGA
This is a messenger RNA of Lathyrus oleraceus (garden pea), 1341 nucleotides long. RefSeq lists its product as uncharacterized. The coding region runs from base 1 to 1341 and encodes 446 amino acids. The record is from RefSeq and is a predicted model, not a curated record. Lineage: Eukaryota; Viridiplantae; Streptophyta; Magnoliopsida; Fabales; Fabaceae. The transcript has a single exon.